UAAUCUUCGCUCCCGGCCUUUUUUUCUUUUCUUCUUCUUCUUCUUCUUCUUCUUCUUCUUCUUCUUCUUCUUCUUCUUCUUCUUCUUCUUCUUCUUGUGUUUCUAGCUGUGCCUUACAGGACUGAGUCACUCGUUAGCUUCAGUUCGUGAACUCUGUCGACUUUUCUCUCGCCACUUUUUUUUUACAUUUCUUUUUCUUUCGGACUCGGGUUCUUUCGCUCCUUUUCGCAGCUUGACGCGCUUAUUGUGAUUCCCGACCAGUGGUCGAAGCUCUUCGCACUCCCCCACCCCCGAAUAGUUUCUGUUGUCUGGAACUGAGAAUAUAGAGUCGCCAGAUAGCAGCAACAUGAGAGAGUCUGCCGACUAAAUUAUUGGCCCGAACCGAACAUCCGAUUUGCUAUUUGACUUGAGUGUCAUUCAUCCGUCUAUGCUUCGUCUUCGACAUAAUUAAUCACUAGCAACUACUGAGAUCAGCGAACUUUUGAACGGCACCUUGAUAGUCGCAGGCCGGCAUGGCAACCUGCAUAUCUCUCAAGGGCUCGACGCAAUGUCCCGCCUGGAAUGGCUCAUCGAUAUCAACCAGCUCUAAUCUCUACACUGACUUCCCAUUCAUGCAGAACGUUACAAGCGUAAAACAAUUUGACCAAGAGUUGAGUGGUUACGUUAAAGGAUCUUACGUUACCCAAAAAUAUGUCGAGUACCUGGGCUGCCAAGGGGCCAAUCUUACAGAUACUGAUGAUUUUUAUGCGCGCUAUACCGCUAGCAGCAUAUGCAGUGGGCUCGUUCAAAGUUCAAAAAAGGAUUGCGACCUAUCGGAUGAUGAUUCCAGGCCUCUCUGUGCUGAUACCUGUGCAUUGAUGGCUACAAGCGAAGCAACUAUCUUGCUUAAUCCUGAUCUUUGCCCCAAAAGAGCCGGUAAUUAUAUGAGCCAAGUCCGCUCUGACUUUACCGUGUGUGCUCUUCCCGCCGACUCACUAACCGUGACCUGCAUAUCGGGAGCUGACAACGAGUCCGACGAAUGUGGAUAUGGUUCGAAUCUGGUCGGCUUGUGUGGAUUUUGUGGGGCAAGCUCACCAAACUCCACUGAUUCCUGCUGCAUAAAUUCGAACGCUGCGACUCGAUGUAAAGAUGUGACUAUUCCCACGCCGUCAACGACAAUCCCGCCGAUUUUCACUUCAACAUCUAGUCCGACUGCAGGAGCCUCAUCUGGGCAUCUCUCCGGAGGCCAAAUUGCGGGAGCUGUGAUUGGGGCCGUAGCUGGAGUUGCUCUUUUGGCGGCAUUAGCUGCACUGGCGUUGAUAUGCUGGAGACGAAAACGAAGGGCUCGGAAUGACAAUGUUUUGAACCAGCCAAACCCUCAGAGGAAGGGCUUCUCACCAAUGCAACCUAGCCCCAACCAGCAAGGCUUCGCACCGAUUCCAGGAGGGAGAGUAGCUAGGAUGUCUGCCCUGCGUGAGGCCCCAAGCUAUUCACCCGGGCGCUCUCGUAAUUCUGCUGCUAUUUUUGGUGGUGGAAAAUAUAGCGAAUCCUCUGAUUCAGACUACUACGGCGCGAGCCCCGGGGCUAUGUCUAAGAAGAUCCCCCCGACUGCAGGGAAGCGUACUGCCUCACUGUCUAGCAAUUCGGCCCUGGCUGGUGCAGGUAGUGAUGGGUCACCUCGCUCCGGCAUAGGUGGUCAAUACUCAUCACCCGAUGGGAUGGCCAGUGGCCAGUCGGAGCAACUAUCUUCAUUCCAUGAUUAUUACUCCCAAGAUGACAUUCGCCCAGGAGACAAGGUUGCCGUGCUUUGGGCGUAUCAGCCACGAGCGGGCGAUGAAUUCUCCCUGGACCGAGGGGAGAUGUUGAAGGUAGUUGGAAUUUGGGAUGAUGGUUGGGCGACAGGAAUCCGGGUCCCAGAGAGUGCGGAGGAUUAUGAUGCUAGACAUAGAGAACAGCGCGACAGCGGUGUAUCAAAUGGCUCACACAGGCCGAUUGCAUCUCCUUCCCCAACUGGGGAAAUCAAAGCAUUCCCCUUGGUCUGUGUGUGCCUCCCCCAGCACUGGAGAAAGAUCAUCGAUGGAGGACAAGCAGAUGAUAACCUAUGAUAACCAGCAGCCCUUUCGUUCAUGAGCCAAAAAGUAUGAGGGUUUGAAGUUCUAAUGCCGGUUUAUGCUCUUACGAUAGCACCUUUGUCAGUUUCUGUCCACAACAUUCGCCGCCGCUGUGUGUU
Molecule: messenger RNA, 2209 nt
Organism: Aspergillus pseudotamarii
Lineage: Eukaryota; Fungi; Ascomycota; Eurotiomycetes; Eurotiales; Aspergillaceae
Product: SH3 domain protein
Exons: 4
Coding region: 513-2084 (523 amino acids)
Molecular function (GO): protein binding
Source: RefSeq, a predicted model, not a curated record